Messenger RNA from Vicia villosa (hairy vetch), 423 nucleotides. RefSeq lists its product as uncharacterized. The record is from RefSeq and is a predicted model, not a curated record. The transcript has a single exon. Bases 1 to 423 code for a protein of 140 amino acids. Lineage: Eukaryota; Viridiplantae; Streptophyta; Magnoliopsida; Fabales; Fabaceae.
AUGUGUCAUAAGAGGCUAGCCACUAGAAGCAGAUUAAUGCGAUUUGGCUUUGUACAGGAUAAUACAUGUAGCUUCUGCACUAGUGAAGAGAGUUAUAACCAUUUGUUUUUUGACUGUGCUGAGCUGCGGAAAAUUUGGGUUGUUGUGCUUGACUGGAUUCAGAUUCAGCAUACUCCAGACAAAUGGGAUGAUGAACUACCAUGGGCUCUUAGCAGUUGUAAGGGUAAGGGAUGGAAAGCCAAGCUGCUCAAGUUGGCUUUGACUGAAACAAUUUAUGGUGUGUGGCAUCAUAGGAAUCGUAUAUCCUUUGGCAAUGCAAGUGAUUUGAACCACAUAAUUGAUGAUGUUUUUGAAAAAAUUGUUUAUAUAGGCUGGUACCAUAAGUUGCUUAAACCACAUAUUGCUACACUUAUGUUAGGUUGA